This is a messenger RNA of Pipistrellus kuhlii (Kuhl's pipistrelle), 3859 nucleotides long. It is a transcript of the gene ZNF283, whose product is annotated as zinc finger protein 283. The transcript is spliced from 3 exons. Gene Ontology annotation, cellular component: nucleus. The coding region runs from base 26 to 1381 and encodes 451 amino acids. Lineage: Eukaryota; Metazoa; Chordata; Mammalia; Chiroptera; Vespertilionidae. The record is from RefSeq and is a predicted model, not a curated record.
AGUGCAUGGGACAACACCCAACCAAAUGAGCCAUACCAGCCAGGGCACAGAUUUGGAGUCAACUUAUGAGACCAAAAAUAGCUUUUUAGAAAAGAACAUUUCCGAAAUAAGUUUUUCCCAAUGGGCAGAAAAGGAAAGAAGUAAAACACUUGAUCUUGAGGAAUCCAUUUUCAAAAAUAAUUGGAAGUGCAAAAGCAAAUUUGACGGACUACAGGAACAUCAAGAGGAAUACUUUAGUCAAAUGGUAAUCAGUUAUGAAAAAAUGCCCACUUACCAAAAAAGUAAAUCUCUUAUUGCACAUCAAAGACUUAAUCCAGAGAAACCCGACAUUUAUAAGGAAUGUGGGAAGACUUGUAGUCAUGGUUCAAAACUUGUUCAACAGGAGAGAACUCAUACAGCUGAAAAACACUUUGAAUGUAAAGAAUGUAGUAAAAACUUUUUUAGUGCCUAUCAACUCACUGUGCACCAGAGAUUUCAUACUGGUGAGAAACCCUACAAAUGUAAGGAAUGUGGGAAGACUUUUAGUUGGGGAUCAAGUCUUGUUAAACAUGAGAGGAUCCAUAGUGGGGAGAAGCCCUAUGCAUGUAAAGAAUGUGGAAAGACCUUUAGUCGUGGCUAUCACCUUACUCAACAUCAGAAAAUCCAUAUUGGUGUGAAAUCUUAUGAAUGUAAGGAAUGUGGAAAGGCCUUUUUUUGGGGCUCAAGCCUUGCUAAACAUGAGAUCAUUCAUUCAGGUGAGAAACCUUAUAAAUGUAAAGAAUGUGGGAAAGCAUUCAGUCGUGGCUACCAACUUACUCAGCAUCAGAAAAUUCAUACUGGAAAGAAACCUUAUGAAUGUAAAGUAUGUGGAAUGGCUUUUUGUUGGGGGUAUCAGCUUACUCGACAUCACAUGUUUCAUACUGGAGAGAAACCCUACGAGUGUAAGGAAUGUGGGAAGAACUUUAAUUGUGGUUCAAGUCUUAUUCAACAUGAGAGAAUUCAUACAGGUGAGAAGCCCUAUGUAUGCAAAGAUUGUGGAAAGGCUUUUAGUCGUGGCUAUCACCUUGCUCAACAUCAGAAAAUUCAUACUGGUGAGAAACCUUUUGAAUGUAAGGAAUGUGGGAAAGCCUUUAGCUGGGGUUCAAGUCUUGUUAAACAUGAGAGAGUCCAUACUAGUGAGAAAUCCUAUGAAUGUAAAGACUGUGGAAAAGUCUUUGGUAGUGGGUAUCAACUUAGUAUUCAUCAGACAUUUCAUACCAGUGAGAAAUCUUAUGAUGUAAGGAAUUUAGGAAGAUUUACUCAUGGCUCAGGUCUUGUUCAACAUGAUAGAACUCAUAGUAAUGAUAAAUUCCAUGAAUAUAGAGAAUGGGAAAGUCUUUAUAUGGUCAACUUACUCAAUUGAAACAAUUGCUAUUGGAGAAAUUAUGAUUGAAGAGAUGUGAAAACAUUUUUUUUUUUGUGUGUGUGUGUGUAUGGACAAUUUAAACAGAAAUCUUAUUCUAGAGAAAACUUAUGAAUGUGAGGGAUGUCCAAAAGCCUUACAUAUGUAUGGAAAAUUUGAUAUUAGAAAAUUUGUACUAGUAAGAAAUAUUUUAAAUAUGAGGAGUAUGAAAAGGCAUUUAGACUUCUGCACGAUCUUAUUGAAGAUCAAUUUAUAUUGAUUUGAAACUAUUUAAAUGAAAGGAAUGUAUCUUUACUCAUGACACAGAGUCUGAUAAGCAUUGGAGGAUUUAUAUUUAAAAGAGACACUUCAAGGAAUGAGGGAAGAAUGGAAAUUUAAUUCAGUUCUUGCUCGGCAUAGCAGAGAAUAUGCUGUGAAAUCUUAUAAAUGUAAGGAAUGCAGAAAGGUUUAUAGAUGUGAUAAGCAUCUUAGAAUACGUCAGAGAACUAAUCCGCAUGAGAAACCCUUAGGUUAGAAUGCAGGAACACCUUUAGUCAGGUGCUACUCAAUCUGUUUUCUAGAGACUAGUACUAGUCCCAAAAAUGGUAAUCUGUCCAUCAGGAGAUAAAUGCAGAAAAUGAGAGUAAGUGUUUGGAAACAUUUAUAGAAAUUUGAUAUUGCCAUCACAUCGUUGCAUUUUAUAUAAGUAUCAAUUAGCUCAUGAAUGUUUGAAAAGUAAAAACAAAAGUUUGCCCUUACCCAUAAAUAACUGAGACAGUAUUCAUACGUAUAAAAAUGUGACACAAGUUACGAUAUGAUUAAUUGGAACAAGAAAUCCCUCACUUGUCACCUGAUUAGCAGAAUGUUCAUGCUAUAGGAAGAUUUGGCUAAUGUGGGAAUCACAACUUCCUUAUGCCCAUAAAAGCAUAGAAAAUUUACACAAAGUAAGUUCAUUUAGUAAAUGUAUAGAAGGCUUCUAACACUAUUCAGUCUUUUGAAUAACAAAUAUUUAUUAUCUAUGUAAUUAUUUCUGUAACAAAGUUAGGGAGCCCCUUAUCCAUGGCACACAGCAUACUGAUUGUCAUCACUUUUCCACCUCCUUAUUCCCUGUGGGAUGUUGGUCAAAAUGUUUAUCCCUUUUGGGAGUCAUCUUUAAAAUGCUGGUGAUGGUAACUAUUUAAUUGUGCUUUUGUAAAGAUUGGAUGGAUUUAUACGCAUCAACUCCUUGGAAGAGUAUCCGGUAUGUAAUCUAUGCCCAAUACAUAUUAGCUGCUGUUCUUAUUCACAUCAUUAGUAUUACUACUAGUGAAUUCUUAAAGAGAGGAAUGCUCAUUGGUAUAAUAAAUUUAGGAAAGCUUUUCAUAACCACUUAUGAAUUUGAGUUUCAGGUAGUUCAUUCUGGAUAAAAUUUAGUAAAACAAAACCUGAGAGGAUUUUUAUUCAGAAUUUAUCCCUUAAGCUUCAUAAGACAUUAAGACUGAAAAUAAAUGUGGAUUUAGCAAGUGUUAAGAUGGGAAUAUACCUGAAGAACCAGAGAGAGGUAUGAAAUAAUUUGCCUGAAAUGACAGGCAAUAAUUAUAAUUCUUUGUUCACAUUUCAAGAUAAAUUAGAAAUUACAAAGGAAGAAACUACAUUUGAGGAUUCUUUCCCAAAAUCUUAUGGCAAUUUUCAGACAAGUUGAAAGAAUAGUAUAAUGAAUAUACUCUUCUCUACCUAGAAUCAAUAAUAGUUAACAUUUGACCAUAUUUGCUUUCUCUCUUAAUAUAUGUGUGUGUGUAUAUUCAUGUAGCACUUGACUUAUAAAUAAGUCCUGAUAGUUCAUUCCUGAACACAUUAGCAUGUACCUUUUUAGAUUAAGAAUGAUCUUAUUUAAUACCAUGGUCAUACAAGAAAAUUGUCAAUAAUUCUGUAAUACCAAUAUUAUUUUCUAUUUCAUAUUUUCCAGUGCUCCCAAUAAUUUAUCCUAUUGCUAUUUACUUUCUUUUAAAAAAAAAUAUAUAUAUAUAUAUUCUUUUAUUGAUUUUUAGAGAGAGGGGAAAGGAGAGAGAGAGAGAGAGAAACAUUAAUGUGAGAGGAACAUCAAUUGGUUACCUCCUGCAGCCCCCUACUGGGAUGGAGCCCACAACUUGGGCAUUACCCUGACCGGGAAUUGAUCUGGUGACCUCUUGGUGUCUGAGUCGUCACCUGUUGCACUAAGCCACACCACUGGGCACUAUUUACUUUCUAACCAGCAUCCUCUUUAUAUUCAUGCAUUGUAUUUGGUUGUCAUGUCUCUAGGUUUUAGUCUCGAACAGACAGGAAAGCUGUUUUAUAGAAUGAAUACAUUCUAGAUUUGUUUCUUUACCCAUUAGGAAAUAGUGCAUUAAGAAAAAAAUUGAAUUGUAAGACUAAAGUCUCACAUUGAUAAAUUUUAGGUUAGUCUACAGGUAGACCGAUAAUGGUCAGAUAUUGAGUGCUUAACAGUUGUUGAAUAAAUUAUAGCUGCUUGUAGAAGGACAA